Messenger RNA from Amorphotheca resinae ATCC 22711, 649 nucleotides. RefSeq lists its product as hypothetical. The transcript has a single exon. The record is from RefSeq and is a predicted model, not a curated record. Bases 93 to 563 code for a protein of 156 amino acids. NCBI's taxonomy places the organism in Eukaryota, Fungi, Ascomycota, Leotiomycetes, Helotiales, Amorphothecaceae.
AGAUGGCACUUAUGCAAGCACCUCUCUCCCCAUGCAUCGUGAUCUUGAUUCUGUGAGGGAUGCACAAAUGACAUGCCUGCUCAACUCUUGCCAUGGCCUCCCCCCAGCCCUACAGCAAAACCAACCACAAGGAUAUCAAAACUCCCUUACCAAUCCUCCGAGAGCAUUCGGGCAAGCGUGUCGGAGGAGUUCUCCAGGGCCCGAGGCUGCGAGGCCAUCCGCGAUGCUCGUGCCGUGAGGUGUGUCAGAAGCUCGUCUCCUUUCCCGCCUCAUGGGGAUUGAUGGUCGGGAGGGCUCCGUAUAGGCUGGCGCGGGCAAGGCUAUGCAUGUCGAGAGCAAGCAUCGUCGUUCUCUUUUCGCGUUUCUGGAGCGGUGUUCCUUCGCGCACCAUGGCACGACCUGGCAGCCGCUCUCCACUGUGCCCACUGCUGCUCUCCACUCGAUGCUGGGCAGGACAGAGUCGCGGGUCGCCUUUCCAGGGGUCAGGACGCGACUCUUGUGCAGAGUUCAAGGUUUCGACGGUCUUUCAGCCCGGCCCUCUCCAAGUCCAGGAGAACCACUAGACUGCAUCCAGGGCGCUGCUUACAAGUUGCAACUUUGCAUCUGCUGUGCGCUGCGCUGGCUCUAGCGAGCUCCACUGGAGCAAGCA